AUGUUAAAACUAACCAGAAGGAAGUUGCAUAGUUGUCCAACUUUGCUUAAAGUCCUUCCAAGUUACGAUGCAGUCAAAUCUAGGUUUACCUUUUCGAAAGAAUCAUCCAGCAUUCAAAAUAUUUUGAAACGGCCAAACGAACGUCAUGUUGUAGUAAACGGUUGGAUCGACGGAAAGCCUAAGAAAGUGAAUAAGAGUCUCAUUUUUGGGAAGUUACGUGAUUCCGAUGGGCAAACUAUCCAAUUAGUUGACUCCUUAUCUCUUUUAAAGCAAUCCCAAGUUGAAGAUGUUGUCCAAGUGCAGGGAAAACUGGUUCAAAAGAAGUUACAGAACCCACAUGAAGAUGCGCAAUACGAGAUUAAAUUAACAAGUAUAAACACAUUAAAUGCCUCUGGUAAAGAACCUUCUCAGCUUCAAGAUUUCAAAGUUACUGGUAACUAUCCUCCAGAGUAUAGAUACUUGCAAUUAAGAUUACCCAUAUUUCAGGAACGGUUAAAGACCAGAUAUGAAGCCUCAAAAGUAAUUAGAAACACUUUGGAUAGCUUCAAAUUCACAGAAAUAGAGACUCCUCUGUUGUUUAAAUCCACUCCAGAAGGUGCUCGUGAAUUUUUAGUCCCCACAAGAUAUCAGAACGAUGGUAAUCCUCUUGUGUAUGCUUUACCACAAUCUCCUCAACAAUAUAAGCAACUUUUAAUUGCAAGUGGCGUUAAAAACUAUUAUCAAAUUGCACGUUGUUUUCGAGAUGAGGAUCUCAGGAGUGACAGACAACCAGAAUUCACUCAAGUUGACCUGGAAAUGGCCUUUGCUAACUCUACAGACGUCAUGGCUGUAGUAGAGAAAACGGUUACUGACGUAUGGAAUACCCUAUGCAAAAAUGGUAAUUUGCAUACUUUAGAUAAAUCAGGUCAGAUUGUUCCUGUCAGCGAUGAAGUUCCCAUAAAGCAGCUCAGUUACGAACAGGUUAUGACCGUAUAUGGUAUUGAUAAACCAAACCUGAAGUUCGCAGAGUUGAAACUGAUAGCUUUAAAUGAAUUUAACGUACACGGCCACGCCAAUAGGGAUUUCCCCGUAUUUGAAGUUAUGGUGCUCCGCAAUGCAUUUAGUAGCUCUGAGGACUAUGAAGCAAACUGGGCGCAUCUUUCAAAUAGCAAGGAAUACAAUUAUAGAACCCCAAUUGUUGUGCCUAUACUAAAUGAAGGCACGGAAUCUACAUGGUUUGAACAAUUCCUUUCUAUUGCACAUUUUGAAAACCCGAAACUAGUCAAGAAUUUCCUCAGGUUGAAGGUUGGGGAUAUUAUAUGUGGCUGUACACGACAACCCAAACAUGCAAUAUUUGAAAAUCCAACUCCUUUGGGCAGGCUACGUCAGUUAGUGAUUCAAUCAAAGCGUGGAAAGGAGUUAUAUCAGACAACGAAUAAAGAUGUAGCUAGCUGGGUUGUUGACUUCCCUCUAUUCUCUCCAGUAGAAUCUCCAGUGGCAUAUUCUAAAUCUAAACAGCUUUAUCCACGGUAUGAAAAGGAUAAACUAACUUCUACACAUCAUCCAUUUACUAUGGUAAAGCUGGAGCAUUAUGAUGCAUUGAGUCAUAAUCCGCUGUCUUGUUUAGGCCAGCACUAUGACCUUGUUGUCAAUGGUGUCGAAUUGGGCGGUGGCUCUACCAGAAUUCACGACCCAGAAUUGCAGCGGUAUAUUUUUAAUCAAAUAUUAAAAAUUGAGUCUGAAGAAGUCAUCUUUGGUCAUUUGUUGCGUGCAUUUUCAAUGGGAACUCCACCACAUGCAGGAUUUGCCAUUGGAUUUGAUAGACUUGUAGCUAUGUUAUGUGGUAGUGAAACUAUAAGAGAUGUUAUUGCGUUUCCUAAAAGUAUCACUGGAUCUGAUCUAGUUGUAGGAAGCCCCAGUGCAGUAAAUGAUGAGACACUAAGGAAUUAUAACCUCUCUAGUCGAAGAAUUAAAAAUCGCGAGGAUUGA
Eremothecium cymbalariae DBVPG#7215 is the source of this 1968-nucleotide messenger RNA. It is a transcript of the gene MSD1, whose product is annotated as aspartate--tRNA ligase MSD1. Gene Ontology annotation, molecular function: ATP binding; aspartate-tRNA ligase activity. The record is from RefSeq and is a predicted model, not a curated record. Bases 1 to 1968 code for a protein of 655 amino acids. The transcript has a single exon. Gene Ontology annotation, biological process: aspartyl-tRNA aminoacylation. Gene Ontology annotation, cellular component: mitochondrion; cytoplasm. NCBI's taxonomy places the organism in Eukaryota, Fungi, Ascomycota, Saccharomycetes, Saccharomycetales, Saccharomycetaceae.